Asparagus officinalis (garden asparagus) is the source of this 5219-nucleotide messenger RNA. RefSeq names its product cytochrome P450 704C1-like. The coding region runs from base 3469 to 5037 and encodes 522 amino acids. NCBI's taxonomy places the organism in Eukaryota, Viridiplantae, Streptophyta, Magnoliopsida, Asparagales, Asparagaceae. Gene Ontology annotation, molecular function: heme binding; iron ion binding; monooxygenase activity. The transcript is spliced from 6 exons. The record is from RefSeq and is a predicted model, not a curated record.
GCAUACAAAAGCUUAUGUAUAGCAUGUUAUUUUAAUUUAAACUGCCAACCACUGGGGAAAAUAUUAUUUUGACAUGUUUAUUUUUCGUUUCAAGUUUCUCCAUUACUACCGAGUAUUUGACGACGCCUGUUGCGGGCAUUAAAAUUCAAGGUUCUACUACUAUCUCUAAUGGGAGGAGUAUUGAAUCUCUUUAGCUGUUAGAAGGUAGUUUAGAAUAAUGCCCCUCAAGAAGAUUCCAUAUCAUCAUAGUAAAGAACUAUCUUUAUAACAGAACCUACACAUACUCGAUGUGCAAAAUUAUUUAACCCUCUUUAUGUGAGAAUCUUGAAGCUCCAUGAUGAAACUUUGGAUUUUGCAAUUGGGGAAAAAUCCUUAACAUCUGCGAAGAUAGUAGAGAAAUUCAAAGAAAGAAGAGACUAGGAGGAAAAAGCACGCGGGAUAGAUGGCAAUAUUGAAUCACGGAUAUCAAAACAUAUAGUUAGUUCAGUCGUUGUCCCUUUGGACAAACCCAAGGUUCAAUUUUUUUUUUUUUUUUGUCUUUUUGUCUAAUUCUUGUUUAAAGCUUAUGGUGUGAUUUUGUGAGGAGGCGGCAGCUUCCAAGGGUCUGGUUCAAAUUGGAAAAAAAGAAGUAUGAAAGAAAGAAAUUAUUGCCCUUCCCUGUAAUUCUUCUCCAAUAUCUAGCUUGACAAACUAUUAAAUUCCUGCACCAAUUUCGAGUAUAUAUUCCUUAAAGGUGUCGUAUAUCAUCUAAAUUCUGAACGCCUGGGUAAUGUGCCGACUACAACGAUUACAUUUUUUCCAUGGGAAGCUUCAUCUGGAAUCGCCUUUGUUAGCAAUGGAUCUUGUACAGUUAAAAUUAUAACUGAAAAUAUUCUUCAUUUGCAGUAGGAAGGUCUACCAAAUUAAAGAAUAAUCAUUAUAUUCUUCAAUAAAGAAAUAAUUUUUCCAAAUAUUUACGGUAGGCAUUAGUCACAAAAGUUUGUUACUCCCUGACUUAUAGGAUGAUUAGAAUGGAUAGCUAACCAUGAAAAAAAUCCAAGGAAAAUUUUGAAAAUUCAUCGCUAAAUUCAGUGACUUGAGCAGGUAGAAGGGUGUGAAACAGGGAACGUCAUACACAGGAAAAAAUGAAGAUUUAGAGAGUUUAAGAGAGACUUCGUUUCCCGUCUUGGAAAGCGGAAGGUGUGGGAAUGAUUGCCUUUUACCUAUUUACUUGUCAACGGAACCAUAUGACAUUUAAUAGAAAUCUCUAAAAAUAGGAAUCAAUCUACUGUGACUCUCAAAAGGGUCUAAUUUGUAGUAAGUAGUUAUGUUAUAAAAUGAGUUGGAUUUUGUGAUAAAUAUUUUGCUACGUUCAGGUUGUAGGACAUAGUUUGUUAGAUAUCUGAAACAUGAUUUUGGCUGUGUUUAUCACAACCAGUGACUUCUUUUGCAGUCAUGAUGAAAUUAGACAUUCAUGAGCAAUUAUUUAUGAGACCACAUUAUGAUAUUAUGAUCUUGUUUUUGCUCAUGUUUUACUGUGAAUGCAUAAUUUAUGACAUCGGCAACAACAUCCCAAUGCACAUCAUGGCUGAGAACUUUCUUUCUCAUAGAAUCAAUACCGAAGAGCUUCAUGUGAUCAUAUUAUUGCAUACACAAUCAUGGAUUCAUCUUCCAGAGGAGUAAGACUGACUACAUGCAAAAAAAAUUUCCACCAUUUAAAGAGCUGUUUGCGGUAGAAUUAUAAAAAUUUGAUGUCAGUGAUUCUUAUCCUGGUGAUAACCAAUAUUGGCGGAAUAUCAAUGUUAGAAUAUGACGCCGUGUGUAACUUGUUUGAAGAACAAAGGGUGACUGCUGCUUUGAAAUGACUUGAUGGUCAAUGACACGAUAAAGAAAAGCCUGGAGCAAAAUAUCCUGUAAUAUCCAGUUCUUGACAUUUUGAGGGUAAGCCAUAUCGUGGGUGAUUAAAACUCAAUUAUGAAUUUCAGAAGACCAAUAGCCAGAUAUGAUUUUGUUGGGACUUUAUCCAGAUAUUCACUUCCUGUGGCACAUUUAGCUGAGAAUUUUGUCAUUUCCUGCCAGAAUUAAAUACCUCUCCUGUCACAAAGUUAUACUUCACAGCAAGAUAAGGACUCUGUCGGCUUUCCAUUAUCCCAAAAGUUUCCCCAUUAACAAAGAUUUCAAAUUUUUGAAUAAAAUAUAUCAAAUACAGAUAAUAGAUAAGAGACCAGGAGAGAUUAAUUUCUGUGACUAGUCAAUAAUUAUAAAUUAUAUUCAUAUGCGAAGUGUAGCUAAGCUCAUGUGUCAGGAUUUAUAGUUUUAUUUCAUAUGCAAGCUCUUUGUAUCUAAGGAUACGCUUUGUUUCAAAUCCAACUUUUCCAAUCAAGUGUAUGUUUAAAAAUUUUUAGUAUGUCUUCUGAAACAUAGUAGGACGGAAACUAUUCUGCAUUCAUUUUUAACAGUCACAUGUAGACAAUGUGUGAUACCAUCGCAUAAACAGGCAGGGCUGGACAGAGUUUGCACUCCACAUACAUAUUAUGGCUUAGCAGUAAAUAAUAAAAUAGUAGGAUUGUAUUUGUUUGUAGCUUGGAAAUUAGUCUUUCACAUGGUGAAAAUAUCACAUGCUAAUUGUCAAGAUUUCAAUUAUUUCUUUUCUGUUAAUGUAAUAUGAUUGCCAUUAUUAUUGUUAGAUAGUCCUUAACUGAGGGAAUACUGAGACAGCCAUAUGCAUAUAGAAUGAUAGACUGGGCUGUGACUUUCAAGACUGCUAAAUCGUUAUCACUAAAAGCUAGACAAGUCAAGACAUUAAUUUUUUUUUGGGUCAAGGUGUCAGUUUUGUGCAAAGCUUGGGAAAGAGAAAUUCAUUUGUUUAAAUUUGGGGAUUUCUUAAACCAGAAAACUACAAGUUAGGAUCGAUUGUAACUGAAAGCUAAAAAUCUUUGGGCAAAACCAAAAAAGAGACUGAUUGGGAACCAAGGAAAGAUGAAAGCAACAUUCAAAUGAAACAGACCUUAACUAUGGAUACCAUUCUCUGCUUCUUUGUCCUUAUCUCAUGAAAUUAUAAACAUCACAGUCAGUGUGACUUAAAAGAUACAUCACAACAAGAGGAUACAUUUCUAUGAUAUUCUCAUCAAUCUGGCUAAAAGAGAACAAAAAAUUAAUUUUUUUUAGUAUUUGGAUGGUGUGAUAAUACAUAGAAAUAUGUAUAAUGUAUGGGUUUUUAAAAAGGUCCUCUUUGUAUUCUUAAAAGAUUUACCAGAGUUAUAGUCUUCUAGAAGAAUAUUUAAAAAUAAAAAGCCCCAUGAGUCCAACUUACCAAUCCACCUUGAAUAUAGAACUAGUUGCUGACACUUGAUAACAUCUCACAUAUUGCUAAUCUCAAGAUGAGAAUGCUAGUGUCGUCCGCCCUUCAAUCAGAAUGAUCCAAGUCACUACUCUUUAGACUGCAAAUAAACCACUUCAUAAUCACAUCCUUCAUCAGAACUGACUAUCAUGGAGUUCCACGUCUCAUAUAUUGUUACAUACAUAUGCUUCUCUUUAAUCUUUGUUCUCUCCAUAGUUAUCCUCAUCAUCAUUCUCUUUGUGGCAGGCUCCAUUACUGCCAUCCUUGUGUUUUUUGUCAAAGAAUCCAUUCAGAAGGAAGGCAGAGCCCCAAUCGCAGGAACUGACUUUCAUCAGCUUAUCUAUUUUGACACUCUCUUUGAUUACCAAACUGACAUUGCUAGAAAGCACCAGACAUAUCGCCUCCUCAAGCCCUCUUUUAGCGAUAUGUACACCAUUGCCCCUGCCAAUGUAGAGCAUGUUCUGAAAACAAACUUCUCCAAAUACAGCAAGGGGCAAUUUAAUUAUAAUGUAGUGAAAGACCUCUUAGGUGAUGGGAUAUUUGCAGUUGAUGGGGAUAAAUGGCGUCAGCAAAGAAAGCUAGCCAGCUAUGAGUUCUCUACUAAAGUUCUUCGAGAAUUCAGCAGUGAUGUGUUUCGAGCAACUGGGGUCAAGCUUGCCAAUAAAGUUGGAGAGGCAGCAAACUCAGCUGCUCCUUUUGAUAUGCAGGAUGUUUUGAUGAAGGCGACCCUAGAUUCAAUCUUUAAGGUGGGAUUUGGUGUUGAGCUGAACACACUCUCUGGCUCAGAUGAGUUUGGAUCUUGUUUCAGCAAGGCAUUCGAUGAAUCUAACUACAUCGUGUUCCGAAGAUAUGUUGACAUCUUCUGGGAAACCAAGAAAUAUUUCAACAUUGGAUUGGAGGCCAAGCUCAAGAAGAACAUCCAAGUGAUUGAUGACUUUGUGUUUCAAUUAAUUCGCCACAAGAGGGAGCAGAUAAAGUGUGGAGUAAAAGAGAAAGCUAAGGAAAACAUACUGUCAAGGUUCAUACUUGCAAGCCAGGAGCAACCAGAGGCAAUCACUGAUCAGUAUCUAAGAGAUAUAAUUCUCAACUUCUUGAUCGCUGGCAAGGACACAUCUGCCAACACCCUUUCCUGGUUCUUCUACAGAGUGUGUAAGAACCCCUUAGUUCAGGAGAAAAUUGUUGAUGAGAUCAAACAUGCAACAGGAUUUAAGGGAUUAGGAGCUGAAUUCAGAGAUUUUGCAAUGAGCUUAACCGAAAAUGUCAUUGACAAGAUGCAUUAUCUCCAUGCCGCACUCACAGAAACUCUCCGUCUGUAUCCUGCAGUUCCCGUGGAUGGGAAGGUUGCAGAUGAGGAUGAUGUUCUUCCUGAUGGCUUCAAGGUUAAGAAAGGAGAUGGAGUUUACUAUCUGGCCUAUUCUAUGGGAAGGAUGAUAUCUUUGUGGGGCGAAGAUGCUGAGGACUAUAGGCCAGAGCGUUGGCUUGAUAAUGGCUCUUUCAAGCCAGAAAGCCCAUUCAAAUUCGUGGCAUUUAAUGCUGGUCCAAGGAUUUGCUUGGGAAAGGAAUUUGCAUAUCGACAGAUGAAAAUUCUGGCUGCAAUGCUCCUCUAUUUCUUUAAAUUCAAGCUCGAGGAUGAGUCUAUGACGGCAACUUAUAGAGUUAUGUUCACUCUCCAUAUAGCUAAAGGCCUUCCUCUCCUUGCAUUUCAUAGGUGCAACUAAAGAAAUCGUGACUUAAAUUUCUCGCUUUGUGAAUGGAUGUAGUUCCUUCCCGUCCUCUUUUCUUUUCAUUGUGUGGUCCUUUUUUUUUUAAAAUCGGUAUUGUCUAAGUGUACCUACUGCUGCUUUUCUGUCGUAGAAAUACUUCUUGUAUAUUUUUGGGUUUAUUAGUGGAAUAUGGAGGG